This is a messenger RNA of Striga hermonthica, 1176 nucleotides long. NCBI's taxonomy places the organism in Eukaryota, Viridiplantae, Streptophyta, Magnoliopsida, Lamiales, Orobanchaceae. The record is from the annotation of a GenBank genome assembly.
AUGUCGAGUAGAGGAGGGUAUGCGGCGGCGCCUCAGCCUCAGCCGCCGCCGCCCAGGCAGAGCGGUGAUAGGUUUUACAACCCGCCGGCUGUCCGCCGCCACCACCCCCAGUUGAUUUUGCAGCAGCAGCAGCAGCAGCAGCAAAUGUUGCAGAGGCAGCUGCUCCAGCAGCAACAGCAGCACCUGCUGCAGAGGAGGGUUGCGCUGGCGCCGGCGAGGGAGACUUCAUCUGAGGCGGAGGCAGGGGUGGAAGCGCGGAGCGACGCUGAUGCUUCGUCGACGGCGGCGGCAUUGUCCGUACCGCCUUCCAUUGGCCGUGGUCCGACUUUGGAUGUUACGAAUUUGGAUCGUUUGAUGGAAUCUGUUACUCCGUUCGUCGAGGCGCGGUGCUCGUUGGAGGUGAAUGCAAGGGGGCGAAGAGCGCGUGAAGUGGAUUCACUUCCUUUCUAUUACUUGGAAGAUCUGUGGGAUUUUUUUAGCGAGUGGAGUUACUAUGGAGCUGGAGUACCAUUAUUGUUGAACGGAAAAGACAGAAUUGAGCAGUAUUAUGUUCCUUUCUUAUCGGGCAUACAAUUGUAUGUUGACCCAUCAAACCCUUCUUCUCGACUUGGAGGACCCAACAAGGAAAUUACUGCUGGCAGCUGUGACUUGAAAAGAGAUACUCGAGCUAAUUCCAUGCAGGGAUUGAAUAUGCUCUCACUUGGAAAUACAUCUGUAAUAACUUCGGCUGGUCCUGAAGUUGCUCAUGCUCGUGGGCCACCCUCGUUUCAGUUCUUGGAAUAUGAGCCGCCAUAUAACCGCAGACCACUGGCUGAUAAGAUAUCAUCGCUUGUUUUGCAAUAUCCCGAGCUGAGCAAGUGCAAAAGCUGUGAUCUACUGCCAUCUAGUUGGAUAUGUGUAGCUUGGUAUCCAAUUUAUAGGAUUCCCAUUGGCCCAACACUGCAAGAUCUUGAUGCAAACGUUCGUGGCUUUGCUGAUUCGAAUCCGAAGAUCUCGCUGCCAGUAUUUGCUCUCACCUCCUACAAGCUGAAAGGGUCGAUCGUUAGCCCCAGUGGACCCCACGAGUGUGAUCAGGAGAAUUCCCUUCUGCAAGCUGCUGACAAAUGGCUCAACAGUUUGGAAGUCAUGCUGCCCGAUUACCAAUUUUUCCGUGCUCACUAUUCUCACAGGCGAUGA